Messenger RNA from Aspergillus heteromorphus CBS 117.55, 1547 nucleotides. RefSeq names its product translation initiation factor eIF2 subunit alpha. The transcript has 4 exons. The record is from RefSeq and is a predicted model, not a curated record. Gene Ontology annotation, molecular function: ribosome binding; RNA binding; translation initiation factor activity. Bases 159 to 1088 code for a protein of 309 amino acids. Gene Ontology annotation, cellular component: eukaryotic translation initiation factor 2B complex; eukaryotic 48S preinitiation complex; eukaryotic translation initiation factor 2 complex. Lineage: Eukaryota; Fungi; Ascomycota; Eurotiomycetes; Eurotiales; Aspergillaceae.
CCCCAGUCCAGGCUCCCGACCCCCUCAUAUCCUUUCGGACAUUUUUACGGAGGUAUUCUCUCGAGGCCAUUUAGUCUCGGAUACCCUAUUACUUUUUAGCCCUAUACCAGUGCCCGGACCGUUCAGAAGUUUGCCUGCAAGGCGCAACCCCGCCGAAAAUGUCGUUGACAAAUUGCCGUUUCUACGAGGAGAAGUACCCGGAGGUGGACAGCUAUGUCAUGGUCAAUGUGAAGCAGAUUGCCGAGAUGGGCGCAUACGUUAAGCUCCUCGAAUAUGACAACAUCGACGGCAUGAUCCUGCUCUCCGAACUGUCGCGCAGACGUAUUCGUAGUAUCCAGAAGCUCAUCCGUAUCGGUCGCAACGAGGUCGUCAUCGUGCUCCGUGUGGAUAAGGAGAAGGGUUAUAUCGAUCUUUCUAAGCGUCGUGUUUCCCCCGAAGAUGUGGUCAAGUGCGAGGAGAGAUACAACAAGAGCAAGGCGGUGCACUCUAUCAUGCGUCACGUUGCCGAGGCCACCCAGACCCCUCUCGAAACCCUAUACCAGCAGAUCGCGUGGCCCCUGAACCGGAAAUACGGCCACUCUCACGAUGCGUUCAAGAUCUCCAUCACGAACCCCGACGUGUGGAACGAGGUCGAAUUCCCCGGCGAGUCCGUGAAGAAGGAGUUGACGCACUACAUCAGCAAGAGACUUACUCCUCACCCGACCAAGGUUCGUGCUGAUAUCGAGGUUACCUGCUUCGGCUACGAAGGUAUCGACGCGGUCAAGGAUGCUCUGCGUGUCGCCGAGAUCAACAACACUGCCGAGAGCCAGAUCAAGGUCAAGCUGGUUGCCCCGCCACUUUACGUCCUGACUAGCCAGUGCUUGGACAAGGCUAUCGGUAUUCAGAUGCUCGAGGAGGCUAUCCAAAGGAUCGAGGUCAAGAUCAAGGAGUCCGGUGGUGGCUGCAUUGUCAAGAUGGCGCCCAAGGCCGUUACCGAGCACGACGAUGCUGCUCUCCAGGAACUCAUGGAGAAGCGCGAGCGUGAGAACAUGGAGGUUAGCGGUGAUGAGAGCAUGUCCGAGAGUGAUGAGGGCGGCGUUCCUGAGUAAGCUACUCAUGGCCAACUUGAAGACAGCAUCUGAGGCUGUGGACUCGCCUCGAUGAGAGCUUGGAAAACAACAGGACGUUGAACGAAUUGGAGUUAGGCGGUAUCGCGGAGUGAGGAUUGAGGGCGAUCAUGUACGUGUGUCGGAUGGGAAGCGGAAAAGUUCAAUAGAGUUUUUGGACGUGACACGACUUAUGAGAUGGAAGUACGGUUCAAUGUGCGACGGGGCGAGAUCGAGAUCAUCGGCAAGGUGGAAGGCGAUGAGGGAAGCCUUGUCUUGAUGAGGAAUACCUACCUCACGAGGCGAUGAUGCUAUUAAUUAUCGUCAUUUAUUGUUGAUCAGUGGAUGUUGAUUGAACCCCUGUUGAUGACUGGGCUCCGGCCCACAGGAGCUGCCCCAUGUUCUGAUGUACAUAAGCUUCUUUGAUCUACGAUUCAACGCCAGUGGCCAUUCUAUACGCUG